Messenger RNA from Eremothecium sinecaudum, 843 nucleotides. It is a transcript of the gene MRPS9, whose product is annotated as mitochondrial 37S ribosomal protein uS9m. Gene Ontology annotation, biological process: translation. The record is from RefSeq and is a predicted model, not a curated record. The transcript has a single exon. The coding region runs from base 1 to 843 and encodes 280 amino acids. Gene Ontology annotation, cellular component: ribosome; mitochondrial small ribosomal subunit. Gene Ontology annotation, molecular function: RNA binding; structural constituent of ribosome. NCBI's taxonomy places the organism in Eukaryota, Fungi, Ascomycota, Saccharomycetes, Saccharomycetales, Saccharomycetaceae.
AUGUUUGCACGUUUGCUGAGCAGGCCCGUUUUCCAAGGAUGCAGAAAUGGGAUGCUGAAAUUAACCCCAUCCGUUAGGUCGUUUGGUGGGGUAGCUGAACAAAAGAGAAUAGUUCCAAAGGUUCCUACUUUCUACUCUGCAAAUCCAAUGCAUGAGGCCCAUAUGGAACGUUUAGAUGAGCUGCUGCGUAAAUAUGUUAAACGUUAUGAUCGUAGACUUAUGGCAAAGCCAGAUCCCGCAAAGGCUCCAAAAUGGCUGACUUUCGAAGAAUACGCACAAAUCGGUGGUGGUAGCCGUCUAGCGCCAACUCAAUAUAGGCAUUUGAUUAAUAAACUGAACCGUUUGCACUUAAUUGAUCCAGAACUAUCUACAGACGAGAUUUUUACAGUUUUGUCCCAAUAUAAUAAAAACCUUCAAAAAACGAUAAAAACCAAGGUUGUCCAAGAAUUGGACGAGGAAGGCCGUGCAGUUGCCGUCGGAAGACGUAAGACCUCUACUGCCAAAGUAUUUCUUGUACGAGGACAGGGUGAUAUUCUUGUAAACGGCCGUUCGUUGAAUAACUACUUUGUGAAGAUUAAAGAUCGUGACUCUGUGAUGUAUCCUUUGCGUGUGCUCGAGUCUGUAGGAAAAUACAAUAUCUUUGCUACUGUUGAGGGUGGAGGUAUCACCGGUCAGGCAGAUGCCAUAGCGCAUGCAGUAGCGCAGGCGCUUGUGGUGUUUAAUCCCCUUCUGAAGACUAGAUUGCAUCGGGCCGGAGCCUUAACAAGAGAUUAUCGUCACGUGGAGCGUAAGAAGCCUGGUAAAAAGAAGGCUAGAAAGAUGCCUACGUGGGUUAAGCGUUAA